GAGUAUUCACCAGAGAGCAAAGAGCACAAUCAAGAAAACGAACAAGAAGGAGAGUAGAACUUUGUUUCCUGUCAUCAGGCUCUAAUUUCAAUAUGGCAGCGAGUGGGAAUGAACGUCUUGUACUCAUUGCUAUGGAUGGCAGUGAAUAUUCGGACUAUGCGUUUGAAUGGUACUGGUCGAAUGUUCACAGAGAGAGUGACCGGGUGGUGCUGCUGCAUGUACCAGAGUAUCACACAGUUGUUCAGUCACCAAUGGUGAUGGCGGACGUGACCGUGAUCUCUGAGAUGAUGAACGAGGAGGAGAAGAGGAUCAAAGCCUUCUUGGAGCAACUCGGACAGAAACUCAAGGACAAGAAGGUCGGUGGUAAGGUGAAGAGCGUUGGCGGUAAUCCAGGUGAAGUUGUCUGCCGCAUUGCUAAGGAAGAGGGGGCCAGCAUCAUCGUCACGGGAACCAGGGGGAUGGGCAAACUGCGGCGCACAUUCCUGGGCAGUAUUAGCGACUACAUCAUUCACCACUCCCAUGUCCCUGUGCUGGUAUGCAGGCACAAGGAUAAGCAAGCAGAGCACCACGAGUAGUGGCUAUUAAAUGGCCUCCAUUCUGAUUGGCUGGCAAUAAAUAGCGCCUAAUCUGAUUGGGUGAAUGGAAAUUUAAAUUGAUGUUUUGUGUCUUUAAUUAUAAUACAUAUAAUGUAGUAAAUUCAGAUUUUUACUUGUUUUAUAGUUUCUAUCUUGGAAUUUAUUGUGUAGUUAACAGUAAUGGGGAUAAUCGUGGAUGUACCUAACUGAUUUAAACCGAUAGUCGAUUAGUUCAGAAUGUAUUGUAUGCCUAUAUUAGUUUUUAAUUAAUGGAAAUUUGUUUGCACAUUAAUUAUAAAUGUUUCUAAUUUAAGCACAUUUAUAUUUGUAUAACUUAUUAAAUGUUUAUGUUUUAAUUUGAUUCACUGAAAUCUAUGGUAGUACUUCAGUAAGUUUAUGUGUGCACUAAGGGUUAAAUCUUCUUUAUUCUUCCUUUGCUCAAGCACAUGAAGUCAUUAUUGCAAAUAAAAUCCAUAUUUUUCCAAUUAGAAUGAGUGUUUUAUUGUAUGCAAAUGUUCAACAAGAAUAAUCGUUCUAUCGUUACUGUAAAAAUCUUAAAAAGAACAAUGGAAUAAUAACGUGUCAAAUACAUGCUGGUAUCAAUGUUAGACACCUUGAAAUUAGUAUGUUAUUUGACUUUUUAAAUCCAAGACUUUUUGUCAAUCCAUUAUUAGAAUGACAGUUCAAGUUUAAGGUCUGUUUAUGGUUUUCAGUUCAUUAUUAUGUUCAUUAGUUCUUUAACAUGAUGCAUGGACAAUAUUAAUACAUACUAAUUGGUAAUGUGAGGUAUAAUUAUAUUUUUUAUUUUAUGCAAUGUUAUGUGUAAUAUGUAUGUUAGGUCAUUUAAAUAUCAAUAUAUUAUCAACUUAUGUUUGGUGUUCCAUUGUAUUUUUAUAUACAGGUGAUUUAUUGUAUGUUUAUGCACAUGUAAGUGCUGUUCUUUUCGACUACUGCAACAUUUUUGUAUUGUGUUGGGUAAAUAUAAAGACACUUUAAAAGUGUGGCAUCAAUUUAAAUACAUGUACAGCAAUUUAGACAUUCAUAUUUUCAUCAUUCUCUUACAGAGAGUCACACGACCUUGAUUACAUUAAGUAUUGUUAAUGAGACCAAAUUAUGUGUAAAUACACUCUGUUCAUGUUAGUGAGUAUAUGCUUGUUAGUGAUUUUGCAUUGUUCUGACCUUAUGAAUAAAACUUUUAGCUACUGUUCAUGUCAGCUUACAUACUUGAGAAGGACAUUGAACUUUAAAAGGCCUACAAAUUACCACUCUGCUUUCAUGUGAUGAUUUCUGAGUUGCGAAAUUUCAUGCGAGAUAUACUUAACUGUGACACAGAUUCAAAAUAAAGUUUGUCGUAACAAUACACAUGUAUACUGUAUAUUUUGCUAUACUUCAAUGUGCUCUGGCAAGACUAAGGGGUCAUCAAACAUUUGUUUAUGUUGUUCAUACUCAUAAUAGUAUAAAAUCUUUCCAGGUGUAAAUCUGAGCCAAGUGUUCUUUUGUUUCUUAGGUACACAGAAUAAGCUCUUAUACCAGUUUUACAUUUAAUGCUUUCUUUCCAUGUAUAACUGUAUAUCUUGCCGAAUGGUAAACAUAUACAGCUGUAUUUUGUAAAUGCCAUUGUAUUGUCAAAUACAAUUCUAUUCGGCCAUUCUUGUCAAUAAUUAAAUGUUUGUCUGAUUUCAUGCACAAAAUCUUUGUAUUAAAAGAAAAAGAAAAUGUG
Molecule: messenger RNA, 2295 nt
Organism: Dreissena polymorpha
Lineage: Eukaryota; Metazoa; Mollusca; Bivalvia; Myida; Dreissenidae
Product: universal stress protein YxiE-like
Exons: 4
Coding region: 93-575 (160 amino acids)
Source: RefSeq, a predicted model, not a curated record